This is a messenger RNA of Oppiella nova, 376 nucleotides long. The record is from the annotation of a GenBank genome assembly. Lineage: Eukaryota; Metazoa; Arthropoda; Arachnida; Sarcoptiformes; Oppiidae.
AAAGAACACGGCGCCCCCACCGAUGCCAACAGACAUGUCGGCGAUUUGGGUAACGUUACCGCCGAUGCCAACGGCGUGGCUAACGUGAACAUCGAGGACAAACAGUUGGCCCUCACCGGCAAUCAGUCCAUUAUCGGUCGAUCUCUGGUGGUUCACGCAGAUGUCGAUGAUUUGGGUAAAGGCGGACACGAGUUGAGCAAAACUACCGGUAAUGCCGGCGGAAGACUCGCCUGUGGUGUCAUUGGACUCACAAAUGCAUAAACCAAUCAAUGGUGGCAUCAGUUGAUUAACGACUGCGAUUUAAUUGAUUAUUAUUUUUUGACGAUUUAAUUAAUAUCUUUUUUAUAACCAAUAGUUUUGUAGUUAACUUGUUUUA